Diaporthe amygdali is the source of this 1041-nucleotide messenger RNA. Its product is annotated as methylisocitrate lyase. Gene Ontology annotation, molecular function: catalytic activity. Lineage: Eukaryota; Fungi; Ascomycota; Sordariomycetes; Diaporthales; Diaporthaceae. The record is from RefSeq and is a predicted model, not a curated record. The transcript is spliced from 4 exons. Bases 1 to 1041 code for a protein of 346 amino acids.
AUGUCUGAGUCCAUUGUCAACAGCGUCCCGUACCCCUUCAAAUUCGAACCCCCUCAGAGCAUCAAGUCCGGGAAACCAGGCCAGCUCGAGGAAGUGACCUUGUCAUUGAGCGUGCGAGGCAAGAUCCCAUCCAUCCAGGCCUCCCGACUCCGAUCCAUGAUGCUUGAGGCCUCGAAAGACCCGAGCAAGAUUAUCGCCCACGCCUGUUCGUACGACGGUCUUUCGUCCCGGCUGGUAGAAGAGGCCGGCUUCCCGGUCGUCUUCCUGGCCGGGUACGCCAUGGCCAGCUCCUUCGGCCUCCCGGACACCGGAUAUAUCGCGCUACAGGAGGUGUGCGAUAAGAUCCAGCAGACGGUGCGGCAGGUUAGUGUCCCCAUCUUCGCGGACGGGGACACCGGCUACGGCAGCCCCAUGAACGUCAAGCGGACCGUGCAGAGCUUCGCUGAGGCCGGCGCGGCCGGCGUCAUGAUCGAGGACCAGACAUGGCCGAAAAGAUGCGGCCACACCAAGGGCAAAGCAGUCGUUUCGAGGGGCGAGGCGUAUGCUCGCAUCCAGGCAGCCGUCGACGCCCGGAACGAGGGCAAGGACAUCUUCAUCCUGGCGCGCACUGACGCCCUCAUCCACGGAUGGGACGAGGCCCUGGCGCGGGGGCUGGAGUUCAAGCGCAUCGGGGUCGACGCCGUGUUUGUCGAGGCGCUGCCGGAUCGAGAGUCCAUGCAGCGUUGCGUGCGGGAGCUGGACAUGCCGGUUUUCGCAAAUAUCAUUGAGGGCGGGAAGACGGAGAAUCUGUCUGCCAAGGAUUUGGCCGAGUUGGGCUUCUGCGCAGUCGCUUAUCCGUGGACCUUGGUGGCUGCAAAGUUGAAGAGCAUCCGUGAGGCUCUCGAAGGUCUGAAGAAGAGUAUGACAGUGGGGCCACCGCCGAUGAUCUUGUCUUAUGAUGAAGUAUGCAAGGGUGUCGGCUUUAACAAGUAUUGGGAUGAGGAAGAGCGCUACAAAUUUACAGAGUCUGGGUUGGUGAAUUCGAAAGACGGUGCUGAAUAG